AUGAUCAACUGGACACCCGGCCCCUUCGUGCCCUUGGAACCUGCGCGGAAACUCGCGCUGGUGGAGGAUAGCGAGGGCAGGACAGUCCCAGAGCGCGCGCGCGACGGGGAGGUGGUGCUGCUGUGGCUGCGGAAUAAGUUUGUCAAGAUCGAGCCGUUCUUUACGGAACUGGAAGGGGCGGUGAAUGUGCGCAUGACGAGCAACCGCGGCGUGCUGACGUGGCUGCAGAUGAAGGCGGAGGGGGAGUGGGCGGAUAGGUUCAAGGCGUUGGGAAUGCGCCUGCCGUAUGCACUCGGGUGCUCCCUCCGGUUCCUCAUGCGAGGUGCAAGCACUCUUCUCCAUCUCCUCCCUCCUUUUCCCUUUUCCCUCCCCUCCCCGUCCCCCCUCCUCCCCCCCGCUCACUCUCCCCACAGGCCCAAGCCAGAGGUGCAAGCGCUCUUCCACAGCAUAGAGCACCGCCUGCGGGGGAGGCGGUGGGUAGCGCGGGGAGGGCUGAAGAGGCCCAGGGUGGCGACAGUGGGGAUACACAUCCGGGUGAACGAUUCUGUGGUGUGGGCGGGUGACAGGGGCAAGCCCAAGGUGCUCAAUGCCACACAGGUUGACGUGCUGCUUGCUCACUCCAGGAAAUGGAUUCUGUGUGCUAGGCGUGUGGAGGCGUUCUGGUUCCCAUCAUCCCUUGUGGUGCGCUGGAUGCUCGUCACCAACUCAGCGCAGCUCAAGGCUGCCAUCAAAUCCAGGUUUCCCCACAAGGCCGUGCUGUAUCCCGUGCUUCGGCUGCCGGACCUGAGGCUCGGCGCGCGGCGUUACGUGGAGGGCCUGGAGGACGUUAUGGUUCGGGGUGCUGCGAGGUUCGGCGUGGAGGCUCGGGGGAGAGUUCCGGGAAUGACGGGGGUGUGGGUGGGAUGGGACGAGGAGGGUUCUGAUGGCGAUUCUGCAGGCGUUGAUGCUUCAGGUGGUAUUUCAGUUGGUGAUUCCAAUAUUACGUCAGAAGGAGGGUCAGGAAGGAAAAUCGGUGCUGUUGGUGUGCAGAUAUCAGGAGGUGUGACAAGACACGGGUUGGCCUUCAAUAUAAGCACAGACCUUUCGUUCUUUAAGCUUAUAGUGCCCUGUGGGCUAGAGGGUAAAGCCGUGACGUCUUUGAAUGAGGAAAGAAGGCGGUUGGCUGGGAAGGUUAGGAGGAUAGGAGGCGUGGAGGAGGGGGGGAAUGGGAGGAGCGUGGGAACGGGAGCAACUGUUUCUUGUGAUUCAGUUACAGAUGCGAGUGUAGAUGUGGAUGUGGAGACAGUAACGGAUGUGCUUAUAGAGGAGUUUGUGAGGGAGUUUGGGUUUGAGGAGGAGAGGUGUAGUGAUGAGCAGCAGUGGUUGAGGUGA
Molecule: messenger RNA, 1371 nt
Organism: Closterium sp. Naga37s-1
Lineage: Eukaryota; Viridiplantae; Streptophyta; Zygnematophyceae; Desmidiales; Closteriaceae
Source: the annotation of a GenBank genome assembly